GAGACAUGAUGAAAGAGCAGACACAGACAAAAUCUUCCUGUUUAACCGAAUCCAAAAAACUAGAGGAAAAUGAUGAGGAUUCCGAGGGGUUAGACUGGGAUCCUGAAGAUCUUGCUCACAUACCUGAGCCUCCUAAUGGUGGAUGGGGAUGGAUAAUCGUACUAGCAUCCUUCCUCUGCAAUAUGGUUGUAGAUGGGGUUUCGUAUUCCUUUGGAAUAUUCCUCAUGGACUUUGUGAGUUACUACGGUGCUCCAAAAGGCAAAACAGCCUGGAUCGGUUCACUUCUGUCAGGAGGGUAUCUUAGUUCAGGUGUUUUCGUAAGUGGCUUAACAAACCGAUUUGGCUGUCGGCCUGUCACCAUUGCUGGAAGCCUGAUAGCAUGCUUAGCUUUUCUACUGAGUACAGUGGCCCCUAGUGUUGACGUGCUGAUGUUCACCUAUGGCUUCAUGGGAGGUAUCGGGUUUGGCCUUAUCUACCUUCCUGCCAUAGUUAGUGUCAGUAUAUACUUCUCCACUAAGAGGGGCGUGGCUACGGGAAUCGCCGUAUGUGGCUCAGGGAUGGGAGCCUUUGUAUUUCCCCCUGUAUGUCAGAAAUUGCUCGAAACUUACAACUGGAAGGGAGCAGUCCUCAUUCUAGCAGGCCUAUCAUUAAACUGUGUUGUUUUUGGCGCCCUAAUGCGACCUCUAGGGCCUCCUCCUCCUCGUAAUGUUAAACCGCUGUUGCAAAGGAUUGCUGAAGAUAAAGAACGCCAGAGGUCAACUUCUUUGUACAACAGUCAAUACAUUUUAGUGCAGCGUCAAGAUGGUACUUUUGAAAAGUUUCCAUUACACCACCGAGAGAUCCGUGAAGAUUUUUCCAAGAUGAACAUGAACAAUGAGCCUGGAGUACAGUCCAACCUUUAUCUGGACGAUGUCUCCACUUACUACCCAGAGCCUCCACUGUCCACUCUCUCACCCAUUGAAGAGGCCAGAAAGUCCCCUUCAAGCUCUAAAGAAGAUGACAGUGAAACCAAAACAACCACUACCGGUAAAACGUCUUCAGAUACCACUGAACAACGAUCACGUAGCUUGAAUGACCUGUCCACACAACUCCUUUCCGAUGAGAAUCUCAUAACUGUAGCUGAUUCUAAAGCUGUUGACGAUGAUACUCUCAAUCAAAAUGAACAAUAUGAGGCAGGCUGUCCCAAGAAUGAGAAAGUAAUAAAGACAGACAUUUUACCUUCGGCUUUGGUCAACCAAAUUGCUAAAGAAAAGGGAGUAGGUCUUGGUGAUAACACGGCAAAUCUAUGUCUUAGCAAUCUUGCUGUAAACAACGACAAUUUAAAUAGACGGCGUUCCUCCGUCAGAUUUGCAAGUGGCUCCCUCUAUCCGGCUAAAAGUCACAGUGAAAUGUUAGAUGGUAUGAUAAAACGAUUAAGAGGUGGGCAUGUAACUACCAGCGGUAGUAGAAGGGCAUCUUUAAAGCCUCAGUCUUACGUGGUCACAUCAGGAAGUAGCCGAAGGUCAUCACUGAGAAGCCGUAGGUCGUCAGUUAGGUAUGACCGACGGGAACUAGCACGCCCUCUAUACAGAAAAGACGUUUUCUACAGUGGAAGCAUUGCCCAUCUGUCUCAGUACAUUAAUUCUCAAAGGGAUGUCCGCUCCUUUGUCGCCAGUGUGACAUCCAUCCCUCGCAAAAGCAGCAUGGUGGAUACUGUGCCUAGUUUCAUUGAAGGGAAGACUGGAGGAUCUUGCACUUGGUUCCAUCUUCCAAGCAGCUUUACUAGCGUCAUAAGGGAAGUGUUAGAUUUUUCACUAUUAAAGAAUCCCAUUUUCUUCGUGUUAUGUUUGUCCAACGUCUUCGGUAUGAUGGGGUUUUACAUCCCAUUUGUCUAUAUCACAGAUAGCUCUGUAGUUAAGGGCAUUUCUCGGGAAAAAGCAGCUUUCCUGCUCUCAAUCAUUGGAAUCAUGAAUACUUUGGGAAGGCUUAUCUUUGGAUGGAUAGCUGACCGUCCGAGAGUGAGUGCGCUUUUCGUAAACAACAUAUGUCUGACGCUAGGGGGCAUCAGUGUUUUCAUCGUCCCAUUCUGUCCAUCUUAUAUAACAGUCGUGGCUUCCUCAGUAUGCUUUGGACUUUUCAUCUGUAAGUACCUGUUGUUUAUUUGUUAUAAUGCUAUGGUAUGUAAAAGAAAUCAAACAAUCUUUAUUUACGUACGAAUAAUGAUUUUUUAUGUUUCUAUUUCCUCAGGAUCGCUGUACGACUUUACUGGCAGCUAUGAUAUACCGUUCUUCGUUGCUGGAUCUUUACUCACAUUUUCUGCCAUCUUAACGUUUUCAAUACCGCUUGUAUCUCGUUGGAUGUUGCGUCCCCAUAUCCAAGAAACAGGACCCGAACAUCCCCCUGCCUCACCUGCAUCACCCCCGGUUCUCCGAGACAAAGACGUGAUGGUCAUCGUAUAGGCAUAUAAUUAUAUAUAUAUGGUGAUUCAAGCACUAUGAAACCUUCAUGUUUUAUAAGUAUCAAGUAACGAUCCUCACCUGAACUAACAAGCUAAGCGCUGUAAGGGUGGAUUCUUAUCAUUAGAGGAUCGUGUUUUAACUGUAUGUUAAAAAAGUAUUAUUUUUACCGGCAUGUUUUUACAAAAGUUGUUUGAGAUGCAACUCGUAAGUUAAAGUGGAGGGUUGCAGGCUACUGUUGGUUAUUUCCUUUUUUAAAUAAUGUAUGUAAAAAGAAACUCAUUAUUUUUCUACACACAAAGAUGUUGACUGGAAGACACUUUUAACAUAAAAGAUUUCAAAAGAUUUCCUAUUGACAGUCGGACUACUUUUCCAAAUAACUGACUACGGAAAAUUACUCAAGUAUCAGAAGACGCAACUAAUUAGUAUAAACACUGAGAGAAAUAUUUACAGUACAGUAUAAACACUGACACAGAAAUAAUUACAGUAUGGUAUAAACAUUGACACAGAAAUAAUUACACUAUAGUGUAAACACAGACACAGACAUAAUUACAGUAUGGUAUAAACACUGACACAGAAAUAAUUACAGUAUGGUAUAAACAGACACAGAAAUAAUUACAGUACAGUAUAAACACUGACAGAAAUAAUUACAGUACAGUAUAAACAGACACAGAAAUAAUUACAGUAUGGUAUAAACAGACACAAAAAUAAUUACAGUAUGGUAUAAACAGACACAGAAAUAAUUACAGUACAGUAUAAACACUGACACAGAAAUAAUUACACUAUAGUGUAAACAGACACAGAAAUAAUUACAGUACAGUAUAAACAGACA
This is a messenger RNA of Limulus polyphemus (Atlantic horseshoe crab), 3267 nucleotides long. RefSeq lists its product as uncharacterized. The record is from RefSeq and is a predicted model, not a curated record. Bases 6 to 2438 code for a protein of 810 amino acids. Lineage: Eukaryota; Metazoa; Arthropoda; Merostomata; Xiphosura; Limulidae. The transcript has 4 exons. Gene Ontology annotation, biological process: transmembrane transport; monocarboxylic acid transport. Gene Ontology annotation, molecular function: monocarboxylic acid transmembrane transporter activity.